AUCUCGGGGGCGAGCAGCGAGUUCUUUCACAGAGAAGCAGCAGUGAGUGUGUGAGAUCUCUAUCAGAUCUGCGGGAGCAGCAGUGAGUGUGUGUGAGAUCUCCAUCAGAUCUGCGGGAGCAGCAGUGAAUGCGUAGAUCUGCGGGAGCAGCAGUGAAUGUGUGUGAGAUCUCUAUCAGAUCUGCGGGAGCAGCAGUGAAUGUGUGAGAUCUGCGGGAGCAGCAGUGAAUGUGUGAGAUCUGCGGGAGCAGCAGUGAAUGCGUAGAUCUGCGGGAGCAGCAGUGAAUGUGUGAGAUCUGCGGGAGCAGCAGCAGCAGCAGCGGACGCAUGGCGGGGGCGCAGCCGGGGGUUCACGCGCUCCAGCUCAAACGCGUGUCGGUGACCGAGAGCUUGAGGACCGGCGACAAAUUCAUUAAAUGGGACGAUGACUGCACCACAGUUACGCCGGUGACGUUGCGUGUGGAUCCGCAGGGCUACUUCUUGUACUGGACCGAUCAGAAUAAGGAGACCGACCUGUUAGACGUGUCGCUCAUCAAGGAUACGAGAAAUGGGAGAUUUGCCAAGAUGCCAAAGGAGGCCAAGCAGCGAGAGCUUCUGGAUGUGGGGACUCUGGAGGGGAGGCUGGAGAACCGGACACUCACAGUGGUCAGCGGUGCAGACAUGGUCAACAUCACCUGCCUGAACUUUACAGCCUUCAGUGAAGAGGUGGCCAAGGAGUGGGCCGAAGAGCUUUUCAGCUUGGCGUUGAACCUGCUGGCUCAGAACAUGUCCAGAGAAUCCUGUCUGGAGAAAGUGUACACCAGACUGACGCUACAGCUGACGGCCGAGGGUGGGAUUCCUGUGAAAAAUAUCUUCCGUCUGUUCUCGGCCGACAGACGGCGGGUUGAAAACUCUCUGGAGGUCUGCGGCCUGCCGACGGGACGAAAUGACACCGUUCCUCAGGAUACAUUUACACCUGACGUAUACCGACAGCUCCUGAACAACAUUUGUCCGCGAAACGACAUUGAUACGAUCUUCUCAGAAAUCGGCGCUAAGAUCCGGCCGUACCUCACCGUAGAGCAGAUGACAGAUUUCCUGAACAACAGACAGAGAGACCCUCGUCUGAAUGAGAUCCUGUACCCGCCACUCAAAGCCGAGCAAGUGCAGGGAUUGGUGGAGAAAUACGAGCCUGACACCAUGCUUUCACGAAGAGGGCAGAUCUCGGUGGAGGGCUUCGGCAGAUAUCUGAGCGGAGAAGAGAACAGUAUCAUCCCUCCAGAGAAGCUGGACCAGAGUGAAGACAUGACGCUGCCGCUCUCGCAUUACUUCAUCAACUCCUCGCACAACACCUACCUCACAGGUCAGCCAAUCAGACGCCUCGCACAACACCUACCUCACAGGUCAGCCAAUCAGACGCCUCGCACAACACCUACCUCACAGGUCAGCCAAUCAGACGCCUCGCACAACACCUACCUCACAGCGGGUCAGCUGGCGGGAAACUCGUCUGUGGAGAUGUACCGGCAGGUUCUGCUCUCCGGCUGUCGCUGUAUAGAGCUGGACUGCUGGAAGGGACGCACCGCCGACGAGGAGCCCAUCAUUACACACGGCUUCACCAUGACCUCAGAGAUCUGCUUCAAGGAGGUGAUCGAGGCCAUCGCAGAGAGCGCCUUCAAGACGUCUCCGUUCCCAGUCAUCCUGUCCUUUGAGAACCAUGUGGACUCUCCCAAACAGCAGGCGAAGAUGGCCGAGUAUUGCCGAUCAAUAUUUGGAGACGCAUUGCUCACAGACCCACUGGAGAAAUACACCUUGGAGGCCGGUGUUCCUCUGCCCAGCCCCGUGGACCUGAUGGGCAAAAUCCUCAUCAAGAACAAGAAGAAUUCCCACAAAGCCGACGGCAGCACCAAGAAGAAGCUCUCCGAGCAAACGUCCAUCACCUGCAGUGAUACGUCCAGUCUGUGCGAGCCCUCGUCUCCCAGCGCAGGAUCCACACAUCAGGAGACGCCAGACAGCGCUCACGCAGACGGGAACGAGAGAGGCCAAAGGAGGUUGCAGGGAAUGAAGUCCAUUGAUAAAACGACUGGGUCACUAUUAAUUAACGCUUGUCUGGCCGAUGACAAAGGGGAAGCAGACGCAGAGAGUGAUGCGGAGGAAGAUAACGAUGAAAGUAAGAAGUCCAUGGAUGAGGGGACGGUAAAUGAAGCCUUCGCCACAGAGGAGAUGUCCAACUUAGUCAACUACAUUCAGCCUGUUAAAUUCAACUCCUUCGAGGCGUGCAAAAAAAUCGAUCGAAGUUAUGAAAUGUCAUCGUUUGUGGAGACCAAAGCGCUGGAGCUGCUCAAAGAAUCGCCCGUGGAGUUCGUCGAGUAUAAUAAACUGCAGCUGAGCAGAAUUUAUCCCAAAGGAACUCGAGUGGACUCCUCGAACUACAUGCCUCAGGUCUUCUGGAACGCCGGAUGUCAGCUGGUCGCUCUGAACUUCCAGACCAUAGAUCUGCCCAUGCAGCUGAAUCUGGGCAUCUUUGAGUACAACGGGAAGUGCGGCUACAGACUGAAGCCAGAGUUCAUGCGACGGACGGACAAACAGUUUGACCCGUUCACUCAGAAUACAGUCGACGGGAUCGUAGCGCACACGCUGUCUGUGAAGAUCAUAUCCGGCCAGUUUCUGUCCGAUAAGAGAGUCGGUGUUUACGUGGAGGUGGAAAUGUUCGGCCUGCCGGUGGACACCAAACGGAAAGCGUUUAAGACCAAGACGUCUCAAAGCAAUGCCGUCAAUCCGGUGUGGGAUGAAGAUCCAGUGGUCUUCAAAAGAGUGGUUCUUCCCACGCUGGCAUCAUUGAGGAUAGCUGUGUACGAAGAGAACGGGAAGUUUAUCGGCCAUCGCAUCAUCCCAGUGUGUGCCAUCCGACCCGGAUAUCAUUACAUCAGUCUGAGGAACGAGAAGAACCAGACGCUGACGCUUCCGUCCGUCUUCAUCUACACUGAGGUCAAGGACUACGUCCCAGACACCUUUGCAGACGUGAUCGAGGCCCUGUCCAAUCCCAUCCUGUACAUCAGUCUGAUGGAGCAGAGAGCCAAUCAGCUGGCGGCUCUGACACAAGAGGAGGGAGCGCAGGAGACCGACAGAGAAGAGGUCAGUGGCGGUGGAGAUCCUGUGUCAGAGGUCAAGACUGACCCUAAACCCGCCGCAGAGAACGGGCUGAACCACGACAGCAUCUCGCCCAAAUCCUCCGUGGUCAGUCACCAGACGUCAUCCUCAGGGUCCGUCAAACCUGCUGUGAAGUCUGAGGAUGUGGUCCAGAGUGUUUUAACAGAGGUGGACGCUCAGACUGUAGAUGAACUGAAACAGAUGAAGGGUUAUUUGAGGGAGCAGAAGAGGCAGUACAAAGAACUAAAGGAGCUCAUGAGGAAACACAACAAGAAAACGAACGAGCUGAUCAACGAACACGCGUCCAGACAGAAGCAGCUGCGCAGGUCUGUGCAGAAGAGGAUCGUGUCGGAUCAGGAUCAGGAUCAGGAUCUGCUGGAGCAGGAGAGGUGUGAGAAACUGAAGGAGCAGCAGCAGCGGCAGCUCCUCACGCUCAGACAGGAGCAGUUCUACAGCGAGAAGUACCUCAAACGAGAGCACGUCAAACUGCUUGUUGAGAAGUUGACGACUGUGGCAGAAGAGUGUCAGAAUAACCAGCUGAAGAAACUGAAGGAUCUGUGUGAGAAAGAAAACAAAGACUUGAAGAAAAGGAUGGACAAGAGACGACAAGAGAAGUUUCAAGAAGCCCGAACGCUGGAGAAGACUCUGACUGAGGAGAAAAAGAUGGAGAUGAACAGAUCACACGUGAACGAGGUGGUGCAGUCCAUCAAACGGCUGGAAGAAGCUCAGGACAAACGACUGGAGAGAUUGCUGGAAAAACAUAAAGAUAUUCGACAGCAAAUCCUGGACGACAAAGCAAAGCUUCAGAGCGAGCUGGACCAGGAGUAUCAGGACAAGUUUCGGAGGCUCCCAGCAGAAAUCCAAGAGUUCGUGCAGGACUCUGCUGCUUGUAAAGGCAAGUUCAGCCAAGACAGUGACUUUCUUCCCAUUUCCAGAACGCCAGGGAAGCUGAAGCCCUCGCUCUCGCCAGCUGAAGAUGUGGAGCGAUCUUCAGAGAAAGUCUUCGACACGCCACUCUGAGCUUGUUGUACCUUUGUAAACACGUUUUUGUACUUCAUACGCUGUUGAGUUUCCCUGAUUUAAUGUGCACCUUUUAGUACGACGACUGGAUGACUUACUAGAACAAUGUUAAAAAUAUUAUUUUUUUCUUACUUUUAAAACUCACAAGAACUCGCUGCUUAUGUGGAUUUAAAUAUGUGUUUAGAUGGACUCUUGUGUAUGUUUAGAUGAGUCUUACUGUCACUUAAUGAUUCUGAACAGCUCUUUUAAUAUGAAAUUUAGGCUCUACUUAGGUCACAUAUGUUGUCAUGAACCAUUCUGCCACAAUUUAGACUGUAUGAAUGCAUUAUAUAUAAAUAUGCUGUAUAUAGCAACACAUGGAUAUGAAACAUAAAGGCAUCAAGUGAUUAAUUGGCGUGCAUGUUAUUGUACAAAUAUGUGAUGUGGAAGGAAAACAUUCUUUUACUACAAGUAUAUGAAGAUUUACAGUUACAUUUAUGCAUUUGGCAGACUUACACUGAUCAGUUCAUUCAUUCCCUGGGAAUCGAACCCACGACCUUAACUUUACUAGCGCUCGAUGCACUGUUGGAACUGCAGGAUGAUGUUUAAUAAAGAUUCUUUUGUGCCACAAAGAGGAAUAUUUGACCACAAACACACUGUGGGAAAACGUUUAUGGCCCAAAGCAAACCAUAACUGACCAGAGUCACGACUAGACCAAAGUUUUCAAAUGAAGAUGAACUUUCAAGUCAACAAGACGCUGUCAUUAAUGUGAUGAAUGUGUUAACCGGUGGAAGAAGUGAACAUGUGUGUGAGACAGACUCGACGCUGACAGUUUCUGAGCUUCUUUAUCCAUGUUUAGGAGACCACACUAAACCGCACUAGUGCCACACACAUGCACAGCAUCUCGAGGCUCUGAACACCUUUACCUUCUCUAAUGCAUCAUGUGUACAUGGGUCAUUGUAAAAGAACAGUCUGUGGUUGUCUAGUGCACUAAUGAGUGAAGCUUGUGACUGGCAGUAUUCCAGAGAACAGUUAGUCAUAGAGACAGCUUCACACGCUUUUCACCUGAAGUUUCUCCUCGCUGAUGUAGAUGUCAAGUGUAAGCGGGUUAUAAAUGCCUGUGUAUGAAAUAAAUGUUGCUUCUGUC
Molecule: messenger RNA, 5268 nt
Organism: Sinocyclocheilus grahami
Lineage: Eukaryota; Metazoa; Chordata; Actinopteri; Cypriniformes; Cyprinidae
Product: 1-phosphatidylinositol 4,5-bisphosphate phosphodiesterase beta-1-like
Exons: 33
Coding region: 285-4142 (1285 amino acids)
Biological process (GO): memory; lipid catabolic process; release of sequestered calcium ion into cytosol
Cellular component (GO): cytoplasm; nuclear speck
Molecular function (GO): phosphatidylinositol-4,5-bisphosphate phospholipase C activity; calcium ion binding; calmodulin binding
Source: RefSeq, a predicted model, not a curated record